CGCAUCAAAACAAAACGACCCUCUGCUUCUUCAACGGCGUUCGCGGCUUUUAGUCACAUUUUUAUCUGUACGACCGGCAAAAUUUCAUAAAAAUUAAUGCAUUGAUAUUCUAGUUUUCUGGCGGUAUUAGAUCUACUCUGUUCCUAAAUUAGAAUGUCGACAAGCAGCCCAAAUUCGCCAUCACUGCGCAGCCCGCUUGUCGACCGAACGUUGGAUCUGAAGCUUAACAUCCGGCGAGCACGGGAAUGUCUAGUUUGGGGAUCCAUCAACGUGGGUCUCCUGUCGGUGCUGCUGUUUGACAUCUCGAACAAGUGUCCGUACUCGUUUUCCCAGUGGUACUAUCUGGAAUACGCCGCAGCUGCUAUUCUGGGACUGAGUGUGGUGUACUACUUCGGUCGUUACUUCUACUACGUGUUCAGCAAGGAACCUCUACGGGGAACCGAAUUCCAACGGAAGCUGUUGAAAUUCGAGGUAGAUGAUACUUCCUUCAUUGCCACUACUCCCGCCGCGGCCAAGAAACCACCGGCGGCUAGUGCCGGUGUCACCCCAGCCAAUAUGUCUUCGGUGAGCUUGCACUCGUUCAACGACAGUGGAAUGUCGGCGGCCUCCUCCGGAUGGAUUUUCAAUCGCGGUAGUCCAAUGCAGCAACAGCAGUCUCAGCAGCAGGGAAACAUCUCACAGGGCGGGGGACUGUCCUCGUUCGGGCACCAUCAGUCAUUUGACGGUUCACUCAAUGCGAGUGCAAACAAUAAUUCGGGCACGUUUUUGCCGGCGAUCCGGAAACUGGGCAACAAGAGUGAUUUCAUCGUCGAUGAGAAAGGAUUGCAAACUUAUUUGAGGGAGGUAUCAAACGAAGAGAAGAACAACAGCGCCUUCCUCGAGAGGAUGAACAUUUCGGGUAGCAGUUUCAACUCGUUUUGGAACAGCUACAAGCUGGACGACAUGUCCAAUCUGUUGAAGACAUCGCUCUACCAGCUGUCUCCUUCCGCUCCUCCGAGCAAACAAACGAUGAAGGAACACGAAAGCGGCCCGUACAAUCCGAUCGAUGCCGACGUUAGCUCGGAAGUGCUGAAAAAAGUUUCCUCGGUGCAGCUGUCCAAUUACGUGGCAAAUCUUAGAAUGUGGAUUUCAAUGACCAUUCUGCAGCGGAUCGUGGCCGAAAUGCAGAGUAUCGAUCAUUCGUUCAAAACUCGAGGCUUCUCCGACAUUCAGCUGGGCAGUGUCGGUCUGGAGCGAUUGAAAAAGACGGCCGAAAACCAGCAGCUGGUAACCCUGUACAUCCCUAAGCUUCCGCUGUUGAUCCCGUUCUUGGAGAUGUCCACCAACCAGGAGUAUCUGGUGCAACGCAUCAAAGACCUAGCCAAGGGUAGUUGCAUCGCUGACUACCGGUGGAACUCGGGAUCUUCCUACAAGGGGGUCAACUGGGACGAACACCUACCGACGGAUUCCGCCAUCAUCUUCCAUCUGUUCUGCACCUACAUGGAUAGUCAGCUGCGACCACUACCUCAGCCCGGCGGUCGCCCGUUCUACAAUCGCUACGUCGUCAUCUCGGACAAAAAGAGCCCGAAGGAAACGCUGGCCGAGGUGGCCACCAAGAACAAAGCCAAAUGCGCCAUUCUGUGUUCGAAUCCGAUGAAGCCAAAGUUCAAUUUCGUUUCGGAUGACAAGAUUCACAACUGCGCCCAUGAUCGAAACAAUCUGUUUUACGUACUCAUUCAGUUCCUAAUCUACAUGAAAAAUCACCAGGAAGGUUUGGUCGAGGGAAUCAACCUCGGCAAAAGCGGUAUUAACAUUAUGUGUGUCCUCGAAGAUUAACCUAAUGUAAGACUUAGUAAGUAUUUUUUUUUCUUAGUCGUUAAGCUAACAUAACUAGGAAGUUUUGAUAUUGUUUCUGAAUUCAACAUGCGCAUUGUGGGUUGUA
This is a messenger RNA of Aedes albopictus (Asian tiger mosquito), 1921 nucleotides long. Its product is annotated as transmembrane protein 209. The record is from RefSeq and is a predicted model, not a curated record. The coding region runs from base 154 to 1815 and encodes 553 amino acids. NCBI's taxonomy places the organism in Eukaryota, Metazoa, Arthropoda, Insecta, Diptera, Culicidae. Gene Ontology annotation, cellular component: membrane. The transcript has 6 exons.